AUGGACAGUUUCAACGUUACCUCCACCCAAAGCUCUGCCCAGGGCAAUGACACCAGUUUAACCCCAGAAAGCCCUUUCACUGCUGUGGAGGCAGUGCUCACAGUGGUUGGGUUGGGCUUCUUGAGCUUGAUCACUAUAAGUGGCAAUGUUCUAGUCAUGGUCUCUAUCAUGGUUAACAGGAACCUCCAGACCAUCAACAACUACUUCCUCUUCAGCCUGGCAUGUGCAGACCUUAUUAUUGGUGUGUUCUCCAUGAACCUCUACACAGUCUACACUGUGAUUGGCCACUGGCCAUUAGGGCCCAUCCUAUGUGACCUGUGGUUGGCUCUUGAUUAUGUGGUGAGCAACGCCUCUGUCAUGAACCUCCUCAUCAUCAGCUUUGACCGUUACUUCUGUGUGACCAGGCCGCUCAGUUACCCCAUCAACCGCAGCACCAAGACGGCAGGGAUGAUGAUUGCGGCCGCCUGGAUCCUGUCCUUUGUCCUGUGGGCUCCUGCAAUUUUAUUUUGGCAGUUCAUUGAGGGAAAGAGGACAGUGUCAGAUAAAGAGUGUAAGAUACAAUUUUUUACUAACCCGGCGGUCACCUGCGGUACAGCAAUCGCAGCCUUCUACCUCCCUGUGGUUACUAUGACGAUAUUAUACUGGCAGAUCUCCAAAGCCAGUCGGAAUCGCCUGCUGAGGAGAGAAACCCACAGGUUAUCAGGGCUGUGUCAGGAGGAGAGAGACCAGGCUUGUGUGGCCCCUGAGGACCAGAGGGUCAGGAGGACCAGCCAGAGAGCAGAGGCCAUGACCCAAGGACAGCAGAGUGGCUUAAACUCCACGACAGGGGAGGAGCGACACAGCGACAAUGACUCCACAUCGGCAAGUGCUCUGGCUUCAUCCAGUAACAAGGAGGAAGACAUGUGCUCUCUCAGGACAAAUGGUGACAUCAAAAACACCACACAUCAGUCCCAAGGUGAGGCCAGAGUUCGCUGGCCCAAACUCAACAGCAUCGUGACUGUGACCCAAAAGGGGGACAUCUACAAACCAUGUCACUCAGGGCAGGAUGCUGUCAGGCAAUCAAAGAGGCAGCAGAACCGUACGAGUUUGGUCCUAUCCAGAAGGUGGAAUGGCAGCUCCUCUCGAGAAAGAAAAGUCACAAGGACCAUCAUGGCGAUCUUGCUGGCUUUUGUCAUCACCUGGACCCCUUACAAUGUUAUGGUGGUGAUAAACACCUUCUGCUCAGAUUGCAUCCCAGACGGCCUGUGGACCAUGGGCUACUGGCUCUGCUACAUUAACAGUACAGUCAACCCCGCCUGCUAUGCCCUGUGCAACCGCACCUUCCAGAACACGCUCUCACAUCUCUUACUGUGUCAGUACAGAAAGAUUCGCACAGCUCGAUGA
Messenger RNA from Chanos chanos (milkfish), 1383 nucleotides. It is a transcript of the gene chrm2b, whose product is annotated as cholinergic receptor, muscarinic 2b. The record is from RefSeq and is a predicted model, not a curated record. Lineage: Eukaryota; Metazoa; Chordata; Actinopteri; Gonorynchiformes; Chanidae. Gene Ontology annotation, cellular component: dendrite; plasma membrane; synapse. The transcript has 2 exons. Gene Ontology annotation, molecular function: G protein-coupled acetylcholine receptor activity; G protein-coupled serotonin receptor activity. Gene Ontology annotation, biological process: G protein-coupled receptor signaling pathway, coupled to cyclic nucleotide second messenger; chemical synaptic transmission; adenylate cyclase-inhibiting G protein-coupled acetylcholine receptor signaling pathway. The coding region runs from base 1 to 1383 and encodes 460 amino acids.